AUGGAUACAAGAAACCCGUCUUCUUCUGCUUCAUCUAGCCAUCAGUGGAACUACCAUGUAUUUCUAAGUUUUAGAGGUGAGGAUACUCGCAAGAGUUUUACAGACCAUUUAUUCGCUACUUUGAAGCAGAAGGGUGUCUUCGCCUUCAGAGAUGAUAAAAAACUGGAGAAAGGAAAACCUAUUUCACCUGAGCUUUCAAAAGCAAUAGAAGAAUCAUUGUUUGCUAUUGUUAUUCUUUCUAAAAACUAUGCAUCCUCGACAUGGUGUUUGGAUGAACUUGUGAAAAUCAUGGAAUGUAGAGAAAAGAUGGGGCGAAUAGUUCUACCCAUUUUUUAUGAUGUGGAUCCAUCCGUGGUACGGAAACAGACUGGAACUUAUGCACAAGCAUUUGAUGAACAUGAAAUACGUUUUCAAGAGAAUAUAGAGAAAGUUCACAUGUGGAGAGUAGCUUUGGAAGACGUCGCCAAUCUCUCUGGAUGGUCGUUAAAAGAUAGGCCUGAGUCAGAAUUUAUCCAAGAUAUUGUGAAAAUGAUAUCACAAAAAUUGAGUUAUGCAUUUCCAAGAGAUACCAAAGGCUUAGUGGGAGUAGAUUCUCAAUUGAAGGAACUGAUGUCGCUUUUAGCUAUAGGAUCGAAUGAUGUUCGCAUUAUUGGGAUUUUGGGGAUGGGAGGAAUUGGUAAAACAACUCUUGCUAAAGCAAUUUAUUGGAAAGUUUUUAGUGAAUUUGAAGGUGGUUGUUUUAUCACUAAUAUUAGAGAAGUAUCUGAAAAUUUUGGUUUACUUCCAUUACAGCAAAAACUUAUUUGUGAUAUUUUGAUGGAGGAAAAUGUGAAUAUAAGAGAUGUUGAUGAUGGAGUUCAUAUGAUCAAGAAUAGGUUAUGUCAUAAAAGGGUUCUUCUUGUUCUUGAUGAUGUAAACCAAUUUAAACAGUUAGAAAAUUUAGCUGGGAAGCCAAAUUGGUUUGGUCAAGGCAGUAGAGUUAUCAUAACAACAAGAGAUGAGCAUUUGUUGAUAAGACAUAAAGUAUAUGAUAUAUAUGAGGCUCCAGAAUUAGAUGAUGAUGACGCUCUACGUUUGUUUAGUUUGAAGGCUUUUAAUAAAGAUCAUCCUGUCAAAAAUUAUCUAGAGAUGUCCAAACAUUUUGUAAAUUAUGCUAAAGGCCUUCCUUUAGCCAUUGAUGUUUUGGGUUCUUUUUUGUACAAUAGAAGAAAGGAGGAAUGGGAAAGUGUAUUAGAUAGGCUCAAAAAAUUUCCCGAAAAAGAUAUUAUGAAAAUACUUCAAAUAAGUUUUGAUGGACUUCAGGAAAAUGAGAAAGGAAUAUUUCUUUAUAUAGCAUAUUUCUUUAAUAUGAAGGACAAAGAUUAUGUAGUAAAAGGUUCUCAUUGA
Quercus lobata is the source of this 1386-nucleotide messenger RNA. RefSeq names its product TMV resistance protein N-like. NCBI's taxonomy places the organism in Eukaryota, Viridiplantae, Streptophyta, Magnoliopsida, Fagales, Fagaceae. The transcript is spliced from 3 exons. Gene Ontology annotation, biological process: signal transduction; defense response. Gene Ontology annotation, molecular function: ADP binding. The coding region runs from base 1 to 1386 and encodes 461 amino acids. The record is from RefSeq and is a predicted model, not a curated record.